AUGGUCCCAUUGCUCCUGGUGUUCAGCGUCAGUCUGCAGGUAUCAGACUCGGAGAUCCCCAGGGGCCUCUCCGUGAAGUGCUGUGGUGUGAGUGAAGGCAGCAGAAGACACCUCACGUCUGGAAUCAUCUCUGAGAAAGGACCAAAUUGGAUCGGCCGCAGGAUGUUGGCAGGGGGUCCACUCCGCCAGGGGAAAAGCAAGACAUCCCUACAAUCCAUUAUCAACGUCAAGUACCCGCUCUACUGGUAUGAGUCCAGCCUAGGUCCGCUCCAUCCAGAGACUCUGUCCAUCUCCAGACUUGCAAACAGGUGA
This is a messenger RNA of Knipowitschia caucasica, 312 nucleotides long. Lineage: Eukaryota; Metazoa; Chordata; Actinopteri; Gobiiformes; Gobiidae. The record is from the annotation of a GenBank genome assembly.